This is a messenger RNA of Eimeria mitis, 1935 nucleotides long. RefSeq lists its product as uncharacterized. The record is from RefSeq and is a predicted model, not a curated record. Bases 1 to 1935 code for a protein of 644 amino acids. Lineage: Eukaryota; Apicomplexa; Conoidasida; Eucoccidiorida; Eimeriidae. The transcript is spliced from 3 exons.
AUGGAAGACCCGGCAGCCCUUCUUAAGGGCAAGGAGGACAGACACUCCUUCGUAGCCUGCCGAGAAUAUGACAAUCUGUACCAGCUGGAGCUCAAGUAUUGGUCUAUUCGGACACUAAGGAAGACCGUUAGGUAUACGGGCUGCGUAGCGCUGGCUGGGCAGCUGGUUGCUGCCUUCUUGUGCUUCAUAGCGGCUCCAUGGGCGGACACUGCAGAAAGAAGCCGGAACUUGAGGUUCACGGGCUCGUUAUUGCUCUCGACUUUCUCCGCAAGCUGUCUCAUACUUUCGCUUGCAGCAAUUGGAUUCGCGUGGGUUACGAGCGUGAAAGCCCGCGUGGGCAAUGCCUUACUUUUUGUGGGCUUCCACAUUAAAUCUUUAGUGUAUUCUUCUCUCGCUUGCGCCAUCUCUGCUGCACUGCUGAAGUGCGUUGGUCUCCAAAGAACUCCACUGAAUUUCGGCGCAAGCAUUGCUUGCACCUGCCUGGUACUGAUCCAGCUGCUAGUGCAACCUGUACCUCUAGGCGGGUUCUGGGCCGUCUGCGUUGCAGCCUUUCUGUUGUUUCUUGGAGGGUCCCAGCAAUUGCUCGCUGCCCUUGCAGAAGGCGCUCUACCCAAGGGCUUUUUCGCCUUCGUCGGCUUCAGUCAUCUUUGGUGGUUGUCGCCUCUCAUUGUAGCCACAGCUCUUGCUUCUGUUUUGUUGCUCUGUCACUUUCUCGAACUGCUCCUGGCUACUGCACGGGGAGGCUACCACAUCUUCUGUCCACCGAACCCCCACCUGUACAGUUUGGAUGAAUUGGCGCGCGACGCUGCACAGGGGAAGCCUUUGUCGCUGUCUCCCUGCAAGCCACGUAGCCCCCCGUCUGUUGAGGCCUUUGCCCAACUCUUCCGCGAUAAGCUGUCCCCUCGUCUACAGGGGCCAGCCAUGGCGCAGCAGCGAAGGACUGUGGGAGGUCCUGUCCAUACAGCUUCACAGCCAGCAGCAGCCGGCCCGGGAGCUACCGUCACAGAAAAUAAACGCAACGAAAACCCACCGCAGCAGAAGAAGGCUUCCUAUGAAGGAGCGUGGCUAGUUGCCCUAUGGCUUAGGGGCCCUUUCUUCUUAGCAAGCAUUGGCGCCCUCUGUAUAGCGUUGUCCGUGGGGCUCUAUGCAGUUGUUUCUGAUUCCGAGACAACACUCCACGGUGCUCGAGGUCCCGUUGUGUUUGAUGGAGUUUCUAAGUUGCUGUUACCUGCCCAGCGGUUGCCUAUACAGCAAGUUGGGGUUUCGCUUGUCGAUGUUCAAGAGCAGAAGCCGCCGGAUGGGGGUGCCACCCCAUUGUUACAGAACUUCCCGCAACGCCAGCAGCAGCAGCAGCAAAAAGACAUGUUAUUUCCAGCGGAUCAGCACCUUCGGUGGAAGCAACGAAACCCGCAUUUGACUCGGGUCAUUGAUGCACCAACACCACCUGCUGAAAGCCGUCCAGGCGAUGCUUCCCGCGGUACCUCGAUGAAUGGUCCCAACGCGAAACUGACACCAGGCAGUUCCUUUUUACAUCUCCGGCGCAUUGAUGGCCAGCAGGAGGACAAAUCACACGAUCAACAUUGCAUGAAAAGCGCCGCAGCACUGAUGCUCCUGGCAUUGGUGCUGUUGGCGCCCCUCCUAGCAAGCAGCCUGGGCGAAUGGAUUGAAGAUAUCUUCUUUGCGCAUAUGGUGGUGAUAAAGAGAAACCCCUGGAUAAUCGUACCGCCACCGACGUUAGUUGCGCAGCCACCGACGCCCGUACUAGAGCCUGCCAAGGCAAAAGAACCGGCAUCCCCCUCCACGAACAGUUCAGACCUUCUUCUGCAGAUGACUCAAGAUCGAUUGACUCGCAAGACGCCGCGAAAUUUCCUAGGUCUGGACGCACGACUGCAGCAACAGCAGCACUCGGAGCAGCAGGCGGACCAGCAGGCAUAG